AUGUCUGAAGCUCUUUUUGUCAUCAAAGAAGGGUGGCUGACGAAGCGAGGUGGGUUAUUUAAGACUUGGCAUAAACGCUGGUUUUAUAUUAUUGGAAAAACGCUAUUUUAUGCUAAAGAACCAGGAAUUGGCGAAAAAGGUAAAAUUUUACUAGAUAAAAAAGUUUCAAUUGCAAUAGCACCUGAGAGCAAAAAGUCAUUUUCAUUCAAAAUUAUUACUCCAGCUCGAAUUUACAUUAUUUCAGCUCCAGAUGAAGCUACCCGCGCUUCAUGGGUUAAAAUAUUAAGCAGCGUCAUUGACGAAAGCGGGCAAAGUGCACAGUUGACAGAGGAAGACAUUCAAGUUGUUCAUCCUAUAGAUAAUAAUAAUUUACAUAUCAUUCAGACGAUUUCAAGGAAAGAUAAUCCAAUCGAAUUAUAUAUCAUGAAAGCAUAUAACAAAGUGCCCAGCGACCCGCGUUUCCAAGAACAAGUUCAAAUUCGUACAUCUUUUCUUAAAACAAGGCUUUCUUACUUCAAUCCCAUCAAAUAUAUUUUACAGACAGAUAAUGACGUUAAAUUGUUUUAUGAAUACCUCCCUUAUGGCUCUCUUAGUAAAAAGAUCGAAAAUGAAGGCAAUUUAUCAGAAGAUUCAGCACGUAUGUAUAUUGCCCAAGUCUUAACGUGCUUAGAUAACCUACAUAAAAACAGAAUCAUCUACAAAGAUCUUAAAAUGUCAAAUGUUUUGAUAAAUAAAGAAGGUCUUAUCAUAGUUACAGAUCCAGGACUCCAUCUUCAACCAGAAAUCUCGGAAUACGUAGCUCCAGAAGUAAUUAAAAGCUUGCCAAUUACCGAAUCUGCAGAUUGGUACUCUGCAGGCAUAAUUUUAUAUGAAAUGAUAUGCGGACUCCCUCCAUAUUGGGAGAAAAACCAAGAUGCAUUGACAAAAGUUAUUUUAAAUGGAACAUUAAGAUUCCCUCAUCAUGUUUCUCGAAAAGCCAAGAAUAUCUGUGCUCGCCUGCUUGAGAAAUCUCCUGAUAAGAGACUUGGAGCAGGAGAACUCGGCUUUGAAGAAAUUAAACGCGAUGAAUUUUUCGCAAACUUGAAUUGGGAGUCUAUUGCUAACGGAACCUUCAAAGUGCAAUGGCAACCGCCUUCCUCUUAA
This is a messenger RNA of Trichomonas vaginalis G3, 1143 nucleotides long. Its product is annotated as glycogen cell differentiation involved in embryonic placenta development. Gene Ontology annotation, molecular function: ATP binding; protein kinase activity. Gene Ontology annotation, biological process: protein phosphorylation. Bases 1 to 1143 code for a protein of 380 amino acids. The transcript has a single exon. The record is from RefSeq and is a predicted model, not a curated record. Lineage: Eukaryota; Parabasalia; Trichomonadida; Trichomonadidae.